AUGCCUCCCGGGUCAUCCUCGUCCACGUCAUCACUGUCGUCGCUGACGUGGCCGGGGUCCCGCGAGGACACGGCAGCAGGGCUGAGCGAGAGGGACAUCAACCAGCUGGCGGGAGGCGGGCAGGAGGUCGGACGAGGAGGCGUGCAGAUCAGAAUGUACCGUGGGCGCAUGGUGACACCGGGGGAGCGCCUGGGCACGCGAGUGCUGCUCAAGGCGUAUCCGGGCAGAGAGGCCGCCGCCAAGGCUGUUGACGUGGAUGCCAUGGCGGCCAAUGAGCUCGUGACACAUGUCGCACUGCAGGAGGCCCAGGAUGCGACACAGGACGACGAGGUGGACGUGUCUAGCAACGUGCUGGUGCUGCUGGGGGGCUUUGAGACGAGCUCAGGCGAGAAGUGGUUAGUGAUGCGAGACAAUGGCUACAUCACCGCAGCAGACUAUGCCAAGGCUGCCUCCGAAGCUACCGCCGAGGCUCGGGCCGUGGGGGACUUCGAGGUCUGGGACCGGUUCGACCCUGCCAAGCCUCUCUUUCGGCGGGAGGUCUUCAUCCGGAAGCUUCUGAGAGGGUUCCUGCAGGGCCUGUCGUUUAUGCACUCCAAGGGGCGGCUGCACCAGUCCAUUGGGCCGGCAUCCGUUGUCCUUAACUCAAUGAACGAGAUGGAUGUGCGCUACCUUGUGCCGCGCCUCCGCGACUUUGCCUUUGCCAUUGACAUCAGCAACCCAGCAGUACUCUCAUCAGGCGUGGGCAGCGCCUUUGAUGCCGUGGAUGAGGUCAAGGACAGCCUCUGGCGCCGCGCUGCCUCUGCCGGCGCCAAGUCCUUUUUGGAGCGCCGCUCCUUUGGCCUCGCAGACGACAUCUAUGCAGCAGGGCUGCUAGUGGCGUACAUGGCAUUCGUGCCUCUCUGUGCUCCGGGGGCCAUCGACGGGCCGUCACUGCAGAGACUGCUAGAGACCACCUUCUCUCUCAACAUCCCAGCAGCACGAGAGUACUGUUCUGCUGACGACCGGUGGACCAAUGCAGUGGCAUUUCUGGAUCGGAGAGACGGUGCGGGAUGGGAGCUGCUGCAGGCCAUGCUGAACCCAGACUAUCGCCAGCGGCCCUCAGCAGACUCUGCUCUUCAGCACCGCUUCUUUGAUCUUCCGUAA
Molecule: messenger RNA, 1143 nt
Organism: Closterium sp. Naga37s-1
Lineage: Eukaryota; Viridiplantae; Streptophyta; Zygnematophyceae; Desmidiales; Closteriaceae
Source: the annotation of a GenBank genome assembly